This is a messenger RNA of Plenodomus lingam JN3, 972 nucleotides long. RefSeq lists its product as uncharacterized. Gene Ontology annotation, cellular component: nucleolus. Gene Ontology annotation, biological process: ribosomal large subunit assembly; maturation of LSU-rRNA from tricistronic rRNA transcript (SSU-rRNA, 5.8S rRNA, LSU-rRNA). Lineage: Eukaryota; Fungi; Ascomycota; Dothideomycetes; Pleosporales; Leptosphaeriaceae. Gene Ontology annotation, molecular function: rRNA binding. The record is from RefSeq and is a predicted model, not a curated record.
AUGUUGAAGACAGUCAAGCCAAAGAAUGCCCGCGCAAAACGCGCCCUCGCAAAGCGCGAGCCCCAACAGACCGAAAACCCGAAAACGACCCUCUUCGUCUCUGGCCAAAAGACAUCUCAAAUCCUCAAACUCGCCGUCGCCGACCUCUGCACCCUAAAGCGGCCCUUUAUCGAGCGGUUCACCAAGAAGAACGACAUCCACCCAUUCGAUGAUGCCUCCUCACUCGAGUUCUUCAGUCUGAAAAAUGACACCUCGCUCAUCGUGCUAUCGCUGCACUCCAAGAAGCGUCCAAACUGCCUGACAGUGGCGCGCACCUUCUCGCACAAGAUGCUAGAUAUGCUCGAGUUCUACAUCAACGCCGAAACCUUCCGCACACUGCAACAAUUCAAGAACAAGAAACCAUCCAUCGGCCUCAAGCCCUUGAUGAGUUUCCACGGCACCGUCUUCGAAGACCCCACACAGACCAAAUACACACUGGCCAAAUCCCUCCUCAUCGACCUCUUCAAAGGCCAAGACGCAUCCGAAGUCGACGUCGAAGGCCUCCAAUACCUCAUCUCCAUCUCCGCCGCCGAACCCACCGACGCCCUCCCCAACCCCGAAAUAAAACUCCGCUUCUACCUCCUGCGCACCAAGCGCUCCGGCCAAAAACUGCCCCGCAUCGAAGUCGAGGAAAUGGGUCCCCGCAUGGACUUGACCCUCGGCCGCGAAAUGUUCCCAGACCCAGACAUGAUGAAGCAGGCGCUCAAGAAGCCAAAGGGCGCCGAACCGCGCACGAAGAAGAAUAUCGACACGGAUAUCAUGGGCGACAAGACAGGCAAGAUUCACGUUGGCAAACAAGACUUUGCCAAUUUGCAGACGCGCAAGAUGAAGGGCUUGAAGCGCUCAAGGGGAGAAGCAGACGAGGAAGUCGGCGUCGAGGACGAGGAAAGCGAGCAGGAGAAUGCGGCUUCCAAAAAAUCAAAGAAGGUCUAG